AUGGCUCCAUGCGAUGAUUUUGAUACGUCUCCUUAUGGUGGUAACCAUGGAUUUGACUUCAAAAAAUUUUCGGAUAUCACCAGCCGAAACAUUGAUGAGAAACAAUUAAUUGAUGUUAUUGGGGAGAUUGUAGCAAUUGGUGCUCUUCAAACCACUGUUUCAAGAGGACGAGAGAAGCAAUUCGUUGACAUGGAGCUUAGAGAUGACAAUAACCACACACUGAAUUGUACCCUCUGGGGAGAGCUUGCUGAAAGGGUUUUGGAACAUAUUCAUGCGAGGGAAUCAACGAGGAUCGUGGUCAUCAUUGGACAUGCCAUGAUUAAUAGCUAUAAAGAUAAAGAUCCAAAAUGCUCUAUGGAGUCGACUGUGUGGGUGGAUGAUACCAUGGAUGAGACUGUUAAUUUUAAGGAGAGGUACAAGAUGCAAUUAAGUGUGGAAGAUGGAACACUCGGAACAUGCAAGUUUGUGAUGUUCGAUCGUGAUAUUCAUCGACUUAUGAAUCGAUCGUGUCAAGAGAUUAGGGAGUCGAUGGGAGAAGAUGAAAAAGAACGUGGGGAAAUUCCCGAGGAACUUUAUCAACUCGUGGGUAAACGUGUAAUCUUCAAAUUUGAGGUCACUGAAUAUCUCAUUACGACAGGGAUGAAUGUAUAUACAUGUGCAAAGAUUGUUGAUGAUCCUAUCAUCAUUGAAAGGUUUGAAAAUGCCGAUGAUCCUUUGGAGAUGCAUGAGGAUGAGAUCACUGACCUCCCCUCCAAUGUUGCAAAUUCGGACUAUGUUUCUGAUGAACUUCAAAAGGGGAAUUCAUCAUACUCUGAUGCAAAAGAUGGUGAAGUUGAAGAUUAUACACUGACUUGUGAUAGUUCCGAGAAGAAGAGGAAAACUUCUGUUUUUGAUGAAGAAAAUUUCACUGCCGGAUCGUCCACUAUGAAGAAACAUUGUUGA
This is a messenger RNA of Oldenlandia corymbosa var. corymbosa, 942 nucleotides long. Lineage: Eukaryota; Viridiplantae; Streptophyta; Magnoliopsida; Gentianales; Rubiaceae. The record is from the annotation of a GenBank genome assembly.